Morone saxatilis (striped sea-bass) is the source of this 2064-nucleotide messenger RNA. It is a transcript of the gene natd1, whose product is annotated as protein NATD1. Lineage: Eukaryota; Metazoa; Chordata; Actinopteri; Moronidae. The coding region runs from base 107 to 451 and encodes 114 amino acids. The transcript is spliced from 3 exons. The record is from RefSeq and is a predicted model, not a curated record.
AAGUGUUUUGCUUUGACCGUUCAUCAUCUUCAUGUUCAUGUAGCCAUUUCUGGUUAGCCUCGCUGUAGAGUAGCAUAGCCACCGUCGUCCACCGUAGCGAGCCACCAUGGCCCAGGCAGCACAGGCAGCACAGGCUCAUGCUUUCGACCCAAACACCUCUCAGAUCCAAGUGGAGCACGAUAAAAAGCGUCGGCAGUUUGUUAUAAGACUAAAUGGAUCUCAUGAUCGUGCGGUUCUUCUGUACGAAUACGUUGGGAAGAAGACGGUGGACUUGCAACACACUGAAGUUCCAGAUGCUUACAGAGGGAGAGGAAUAGCCAAGCACCUGGCCAAGGCAGCGAUGGAUUUUGUGGUGGAAGAGGAUCUGAAAGCCCACUUGACCUGCUGGUACAUUCAGAAAUAUGUCAAAGAGAAUCCUCAGCCUCAGUACUUUGAACAUAUUUAUCAAUGACCCUACAUGGCGCUCUGACAGAAAAGAAGGAGAAAGAGACUCCUAGGUGAUAAAUACUGUUUGGCAGCAUGCUUUGGAGUUAUAGAAUGACAAUACAACAAAGGACCUUCCAGGCAUUGUUAAACAUGACAUUGAGCGACUCUGGAGAUGAAUGAUCUCACGGGGAAAGACGUCCGUGAGCUGAACGCUGGGUCGACGGGUCAGUUCACUUUCAGUCACCAGAAACAGGAAGUGAAUCAGCUGGUCACGACUUGUAAAACCAUGAGCGAAUCAACUAACCAAAGCUGAAGCCCUGUUACCUCAGACAGAAACCUUCAGGACGUAUACCAGUCGCUGGCUGGGAGCAAGGGUUAGGCAUGUAAUGAGAACAGAUGUGAGUCAAAAUCGUAUGUUGCAAAUUUUCUGUCCUCCUGUGGACUCACUGGUCGUGAGCAGCGCUACAAGAUGACCAACCCAGGUGUCUUUCUCUGCAAUAGUUUGGAGUGGAGCAAUGAUGACUUCACCGUUGCUCCAACUGUGAUGACUUUUAUAUUUUGACUCACUUUUGAUAUUCUAUGCUUUGUUUUUGUCUUUUUCUUUUAAUUCUUUUAUUUUAGGUGUCGGCAUACAUUUGGUGGGUAAAGGGUCAUUUUAAAAAAAUAUAAUCUAUAUUUUGCAGACAUUCAUUUUACCAAACUCUCAAUUUGUGCUCCAGCGUUACUGUAUCCACUUCCCUUUCUUCCAGCAGCUGUCCAUUAUCGGAGUCAUAAUCGAUUAAUAAAAGAUGCAGGGACUUGUAAACCAAAGAACACAAACUGAGGAUGUCGAACUCUGGAGCUGCAAUCCUGCCUCAAGACAAAACUCAUUAUUUUCCUUACUGUACAUGUUAAAUGUUAUCAACACACGUGAUAAAUUGGGUCUGGAGCUUGUCACUGUGGUACAACGCCUCAGUGUGGCUAUGGAUAAAUAUCUUUAGCUCAAACCAGCAUUUUAAACACAGCACUGCUACAUUCAGGGCAAUUACAAUCCACAGUGUCCACUAUCCUUUUGUACUGUCAUUCAGGGAAAUGACGCUGGUUGGUCGAAGCUCAAAAGUCAUUUGAUCUGUUUUGUUUUUGUUUUUUGUUUUUCUUUCUUACCCACAAGGUUUCUUUUGCCAGCUCGUGUCAAAAUGAUAAAGGUCAUCAUAGAAGAAAACUUGACAACUGAAAUAAAAAGUAUGACUGGUUUCUCUUUUUGGCUCUUCAGGAGCUUUUUGCUGUUGACAAUCUUAAGUGUUGAGGAGAAAAACACUUCAGGUUACUCAACACACUCUGGCAGGACAGACCAGAUCCAAUGCAAGGCAGACUCUAUCUGCUCUAAUCACUUAGAGGUAAAUGCAGGAAACCACUUUCCCUUUAUAAAAUGUUCCUUUAGGUGACACUCACCUAUUCAUAGGCCAAGGUAUUCAAGGUGUUAUUUCAUUUUUUGUGUUUAUAUUUGUGUGUUUUAUUGAAAGGAAGCAUUGAGCAGGUGGCUCUACUAAAUGCGUCAAAAUGUACCAAUCCUUGUUAUAAUGUUUUGUGCUUGAGACAUUUUUGUUUUUCCAUUGUUGUCUAUAAAUAAAUAAAUAAAUAAAUCAAGUACUCAUCACA